UGAAUUGUGGAAGAUGUGCACAUCCUGCUGAUCGGGCUGAGACAAACUAAAAGUCGUCCCUUUAAAUGACAGCAUUGGUGAGCCGGGCAGGGUGCAGCGCGAAGCCUGACCACUGGCAGACACACACACACACACACACACAGAGCUGAAGCUGCCCCGAUGUUUGGCAGUGACGCUCCUUCAGCAGCAGCAGUUAACUUUGGGAAUGGCACCUGCGGAAAAAACCGAGGCACCGUCGCUUUGAGAAGCCGGGCACUUUGAAGCGGAUGGAAGUGCGUCCCCGGCUCUGGAUUGGAAAUGGUGAAGUGAAAUCUCGCCAGGCUGGCCAGCUGUAUCUGAUCUGCCAGCCCCGGGCAUUGACCCCGUCGCCAACACCAGCAGACGCUCAGCCUCUCGCCCACUCUCCAGCCGGGGCAGCACGUCCGCCCCCGGGACACGGUAAAGGCAGCCUGAGCGCGGAGCGGGGCACCAGCAAACCAGGGAGAAGAUGCCUUUCCACCCUGUGCACACCGGCCUCCUGUACAAAGGCAAUUACCUGAGCAGCUCACUGUCCGAUGGCAGCGACAUCGAGCAGUUGGCCAACAUUUCCGAAGAGGAGCUAGAGGAAAUAAGAGAAGCCUUUCGAGUUUUGGAUCGUGAUGGCAAUGGUUUCAUUUCCAAACAAGAACUGGGAAUGGCGAUGAGGUCCUUGGGUUAUAUGCCCAGUGAGGUGGAACUGGCAAUCAUCAUGCAACGUCUAGAUAUGGAUGGUGAUGGGCAAGUGGACUUCGAUGAAUUCAUGACGAUACUCGGCCCUAAACUGUUGUCAUCUGAGGUGCGGGAAGGUUUUCAUGGCAGCACAAUAGACUCCAUAUUUUGGCAGUUCGAUAUGCAGAGGAUUACACUGGAAGAACUGAAGCACAUAUUAUUUCAUGCAUUUCGGGACCAUUUGACAAUGAAAGAUAUUGAGAACAUCAUCAUAACUGAGGAGGAAAGUCUGAAUGAAAGUUCAAGUAACUGUCAUACCGAAUUUGAAGUGCAUUCACAAAAGAAGAACCGACAGACGUGUGUGAGGAAGAGCUUGAUCUGCGCAUUUGGUGUGGCUUUCAUCAUCAGUGUCAUGUUGAUUGCAGCAAAUCAAAUUCUCAGGAAUGGCAUGGAAUAGCUUCCUAACCUACCAGCAACUGUUGGCAUGAACUGGCGUUGCACGGAUGCCAUUCACUGGGUAAACUCCAGCAAACUUCUGGACUAGGAACACAGGGUGAUGUAAAUAAGAGUAGAAUAUAUUUCUACUAGGAAUGUGGAGCCCAAAAUUGAAGUGCUUCUUUUUAGGUUCACACAAUUAGAAUUCAACAGACGGGGAUUAUUUUCUAUUAAAGGGCUGAAUUAUUAAAGGCUGAUUUUUAUACUAUGUAAAGGUACAGAAGUUCUGAAUUAUAGCUAUGACUGGUAGUAAAAUACAAAAGAGAUCAGAAUGGAUCAUGAUUUGAUUACAUCUUUUCUCCAUCUGCUAAUGUUAAUGAAACAAUCAGCAUGACUACCAAACACACAUCUCUUUUGCAUUGCUGUGACUGUCUUUGCGAGAUUAGUCAACAAGGGAAAAGAAAAUCAAACUCCAAGGUGCCCUCCCAUUAACGUCUGUUCAGUCUGAGGUACGGAGUGGAUCAUUUAAAGGAUGCAUGGUUAUUAUUAGAGAACUGAUACAAGAUAAAGAUGCUACACCCCAAGCUUUUGGUGCUGUGCAUUUUUGCAUUGACAAACUCAUAGGCGAGUGACAGCAAAUGCGUAAACAUUAAUGUUUGCAAUGUAUGACUUCACUUGUCUCUGCCGGACCACUGCUGAUGACUGGGAUUGAACCAUACCAAUGCUGCCCUCUAUUGGUGCAGAGUGGACAAUUUCAACGGUGGCGACCAACAAUGGCUGCUUCUGACUCACAAAGGAAAGGUGAUCUUCGAACCGUCUGCUGCUGUUGCUAAACCCAGUGAUCCCAGUGUUUUUGCACCAACAUCAGCAUUCCCAGAUUUACUGCACGGUGCUGCUGGCAAAAAGAGUGGUGGCAUCAUUGGCACAGCUGUAAAGGAAAGGGCUUCUGAAAGUUUAGGAAUGCCCUUGAUUUGAACUAAUUUAGUAACCAUAUAAGCAGCCCACCUGCACCACCUUAAGGGCAAUUAGGGAAGAGUAAUAAAUGCGGGUCAGCCAACAAUGCCUACAUUCCAUGGGUGAAUGAAAAGAAAAAAAUCAUAUUAAUGCAUUCCUGGUAGAAUUAUUCUCUGUAAUAUUCAUAAAGUACUCAUUUACUGAUUUACACCAUUGUAUUGUACUGGUUUUUGCUAGGCUCACAGCUUCUCAUUCCUCACCAGUUAUAGGACUAUAUUUCAGCAACCCCACUCUUACAAAUCGUUUCCUUUCAUUCACUUCCAUUGUUCGUCACUGAUCUGACUUUUCUCACAUACAUCAAUCCAACUAUGAAACCUUGUUCUAAUGUUUCCUCAUUUAUGCUGCUCCUCAUUGCUCCCACACUGGUCCUUUGUCAUUAAUCCCAUGGCUGUUCCUCAGUGCUCUCAUGGGCUUAUACAAUGUGAUAGACUUAUAAGAUGAGGGACAAUUCUGUACAUUUUCAGCCUGUCUCAAGCCUUGUGACUCCAUAUUGUUUGUUUGACAGUGCCCUGGGCAUGUGAAGGUGUGGGGUAGUAAGGCUUUGUGUGCCCUACUCAGGAGCAUCUAAAGUUGGGAGAUGAUUGAACAGGCCAAGUUUUUUUCACUCAAUUAAAAUGCAACUAGCUUGUGAAACAAGACCUGCCACACACAGCCUGCCACCCAGCCUGUUUCUUUUCACAUUUCAUUCUUUUCUUUUUCAUUCUUUUGGCUGAUUUUGCUAAUUGAAACAUUUUAAAGCACAGAAUUGGAAGCAAAAUGCAAAUCUGUCAAUUGUACACACUUCAGCAGCAGAAAUGAGAAAUGGCUGCUUGGUGAUUUUGCAAAAAUUUUAAAAAUAUGCUACGGCCAGAAUAAAAUAUCGUUUGCACAAUAUAUUUUGCUGUCGAAUUUGACAUUACACUUCACAAGCUUAGUCAACAGGUUGUGUUUUGAGACAGGACUAACUGGUUCCGCCCCUACUGCACUUCACUGCACUAUAUACAUGUCUGUCGAAUAUUUAUUCUGGUGCCUCCAGUUAUGUCUCAAGUGGAUUCGAGCGAUGGAUGUCAUGGAAUGUUGGACAGAGUCUCAACUGCAUUCUGUAAUCAUUAACGCUAAAUCAACCCAGCACAGCCCAUUUUCUAUCUGUGAAACACAGAUUUGUAGCCUUUGCUCCAGGUCACUAACAGCCCUCUUCCAUUACCCUCAAUGGUGUCUGCCAGAGGAAGAAGGUGAACACACUAGAAGGUAAACUGAUGCCUUGGUGAGGUGCUCCAUCUAGUGACUGCAUGAGGACUGACAAAACCCGACCCGCAAAACAAACAUUCUUGUGAUUCUUUAGCCUGGGGCUGAAAUAUACAAUUAUUUUGCUUGGAAUACAAUUGUUUGACUGCCUGCAUUGCUAAGUUCAUUAAAAUGCCAAAAGAAAAUGUAUAAUUCACAUAUUAAGCCGAAGAAGUGUUGGAUGACUCUUCUCACUUUUUUCAAUUUGUCACCUAUCGUGACGUUCUUCCUGUUUAGGGGAAUCUUGCCUGACCACCAUUCCUACAGAUUCUUCCUUGGAAGAUUGUGGGCAUUGAAAAAGGUCGGUAGUGGCUAAGAAAUCAUUUUCACCAGAUUGUCAGCAGCUCAGAGGUCCGGUGAUUAAUCAAUAUAGAAACUUCAUGUAUAAAGCAUGGGACUUUAAAGUGCAUUGGCAGCUGCUUGAGUAAUGUUCAUUUAUAAAGCUGCUUCUCCUGUGCACUUCAAGGGGAAUGGAAUGGAAUUUGGAUGCUGUGGUGUUUUAAUUAACUGUGCAAUGUGUGUCCAUUGGAGCUGACAGGCUCUCUGGACUUGCUAUCAGUCUGAUUGACAAGUUGGCAUCCAAUUGGCCAGGAAAUACUCCAGAGCAGACCACAAGAACAGGUAGAAUCCAAAACUCUGGGGAGGAAGUGUGAGAAGAAUUGAUGGCAGUUAGUUGUAAAAAUAUCACUUGUUGUUUCUUCUCCUGGAGUUCAACUGUGGAAAUCUCCCUUGCCCCUUGCUGUUACCAGCUAACUGUACAGAUCUGAUCUGAGCCUGGGAAGCCUACAUGCUCACUGAACUGGAAUCUCCAAAAUAUGCUACUAUUAACGGAUUGUCAAGAGGCAACAAAAAAUACAAGUUUGGGUGGAGUAUGUAAGAAAUGGACCGUAAACUGAACAUAUAAUGUACACUGCACAAACUCACCUGUCGUGUUAUAUUGAUCCUUGUAGAUGAGUGUGGAUGGUGCAACAUCCUUUUCUACCCCAUCCAUGUAAGAAAGUGACUUGUCACUUGGGAAAAUGUAUCUUUUACCUCUGUGCUAAUGAGGACUAUUGCAUUGCGUUACCAAUGGUUUAGUAUGAACAGGCAUACAAUAAAUGAUACACAGUAAAAUUAUAUUAUUGUGGCAUCAAUUGAUGUUAUGGUUCAGUAUUUGAAAUUGAGCAAAAAAGUAUUCUUUCAUCACUGUGAAUUGAAGGUGGAGUUUAUGUGUAGACUGUCAAUUUUAAGCUCCACAAUUCUCCAAAAUGACUAUAAUUCAGAACUUCUAUGUGUUAGAACAGUUACACAGUAUUUCAUUGUUUCAGUAAAAUUAUAUGACAAACUAGCAUACAGUCACUGUAAAUAUUAAAAAUAUAGUCAAUUUUGGCAUGCAUUAAUAAAUGAUUAACAUGAGAAAAUACUAUUUAUCAAUUCUAACUUAUAUAAGUAUACACAUUCUCAUAGCUACCAAAGUUUAUGCCAGUUUAAUCACAUACCUCUUGUAAUGUGCAGUUCCAUCACUUUGAGCAAUGAAAACAUUUGUCCACUUACCUUUAAUGAAACUUUUUCACUAUGUUGUCCUUUCUGGUAAGAAAACACUUAAAGCAACAACCCUCAUGUAUUAAUUUUAAAGUAAAAUUUAAAUUAUUUUUAUAUUAUUUUGGAUAUGCUACUGUCUUAUGAUUGUAAAGGCUACGUGUAAUAUGCCAAUGAAUGAAGAUGUUUAAACUUCUCCAUGUUAUAAUCCACUGUUUUUUUUUAUUUCUCUGACCCUCACUGUUGUGAUGUACAGCAAAACUGCAACAAUCUACAGAGUAGAAUUUUCUUGCAUGGUUUUCUCAAUUUCUGUCGCAAUGGGAGAUCAGGAGGAUCAUCUCACAUCCCCUCCCCUCCAUCCACGGAAAUUGAGUCCCCUUACCUUUUCCUUACUUUCUAACCUCCGAAGUGUUGUUCAAUUAAGCAGCUGAAACUUGUGCAGAGUAGGUUCUGCAACAAGAUGAAGGUGGCCCUCAAAGGGCCAAAAUAGACUAUUAAAAGGAACUUGAUGAAAAUUGAAUCCUAAUAUGAUUUAAAUGGCUCAACAUUGUAUUGACAUGCAUUACACCUGCUACCCCUUUAGAUCAAGGUUUUUGCAUCUCUGCAUAGUCUCAUGCUCAAUGAUUUGCUUGCUAAGUUUUAUCCAGUUUGUGGUAGGAAGAUUAAAUAGCACGUCAUGUUGGAUUAUCGUUGACAAUUUCAAUAAGAGUUGAUAAGUUCUGAUUUCACUGGUCCAGAUCACAGAAGCCAACAUUUUAUUGAGCAGAUUGCUGUCUCUCCAUGACUGCACCACUUUCAGUCUCAAUGCUGGUGUUAAGGUACAGGGCCAAUACCAAGUGUCUUCAAGUACUAUCUGUGUCCAAAAUAGCUCAGAACACAUUGGAAUGUAAUGUGGCCCUAGGGGUUUGUCAACGUUCCAGGAUUAUCCUUGGAGUUACCGGAAUUAAAGUUUUAACCUCCUGGAUAUUGCUGUGAGCAUGACAAAAUUAACUCAGGCAAUAAAUUUACGCCAAUGGAACCAGAAAACCUUGUGAUGUGUAUAUUUAACCAGAGAUGGCAACCCUACUGCCCAAAUGGACUCCCAUUGAGUCCACAAGCUGGGCAAUAACUUACAAGCUAAAAGUUUUGUUAACUAAAGGAAGCCAACCAGUGACUAAACAGAAUGUCAUAGUAAUGAUUAGGUUUAAGUGAUAGCCUCUGCCAAAUCAGUAUCAAAUUAUUUAUCACAGCAAUGUUAAGAAACUAUCUGCUGGCACACAACAUAGCUCUUUGGCAUGUUCAAAUGCUUACAUAAUCUAAUAGAAUAUCAGAUAGUACCAUCGAAGCUAGGAUGCUGUUCUAUGAUCAAAUCAUCAAUGAAAAUAAUGACAUUCCAAGAGAAUUCAGAUUACAUCUGCCAAGUAAUAUAAAUAGCUGGAGAUUGAUGGAAACUUGGGAAUAACGGCAAUGUCAUUAGUUGUAAAGAUGGACUUCCAUGUGCAUCACUGGGUCAUUUUGGCUUUGUGUAUUAUGAAACAGAUGAUAUUCCAAUAACGGCUCUCUUUACAUUUCCCAGCAUUUUCAUUUUCAUUCAGUUAAGUGAGUAGUAAAAAGCAAGAGAGAUGUGACACAUGCUGCUGACUGCAAAGUAUAAACAUGGAAGAAGUACCGGAAAACUGGAAGGUGGCUAAUGGUGUGCCAUUGUUUAAGAAAAGGUAUAAGGAAAGGUCUUUAAACUAUAGACCUGUGAGUCUGAAAUCAGUUGUGGGUAAGCUGUUCGACGUGAUUCUGAAAGAUAGGAUUUACAUGCAUUUGGAGAGGCAAGGAUUGAUUAGGAAUGGUCAGCAUGGCUUUGUGCAAGCAAAGUAAUGUCUCACAAACUUGAUCAACUUUUUAAAUGAAGAUACUGAAAAGAAUGAUGAAUACAGAGUGGUAGACGUUAUUUACUUGAACUUUAGUAAAGCCUUUGACAAGGUUCCAUUUGUUAGACUAAUUAUUAAAGUUAGAUCACAUGAGAAUCAGGAUGAGCUUGCCAACUGGAUACAAAAGUGGCUUUAUGGUAGGAGAUAGAUGGUGAUAAUGGAGAGAGAUAAUGGGAGGUGAUAAUGGAGGGUUGUUUUUCAGACUGGAGGUCUGUGACCAGUGGUGUGCCACAGGGAUUGGGACUGGAUCCACUUUGUUUGCCAUUUAUAUUUGGAUGACAACAUAGAAGGUAUGGUUAGUAAGUUUGUAGAUGACACCAAAAUUGGUGGUGGAAUGGACAGUGUGGAAUGUUAUCUAAGAUUACAAAGAGAUCUUGAUCAAUUGGGGCAAUGGGCAAAGGAGUGGCAGAUGGAGUUCAUUUGGAUAAAUGUGAGGUGUUGCAUUUUGGUAAUGUGAGCAAGGACAGGACUUAAAUAAUUAAUCAUAGGGCCCCAGGUAGUGUUGUAAAACAAAGAGAUGUAGCGGUUCAGAUACAUAGUUCUUCGAAAUUUGCAUCCCCGGUUAACAAGAUGGUUAAUAAAGCAUUUGGUAUGCUUGCCUUCAUUGCUCACACCUUUGCAUUUAAGAGUUGGGAUGCCAUGAAGUGGUACAGGCCUUUAACGAGGCCUCUUCUGUAGUGCUGUGUGCAAUUCUGAUCACCCUGUUAUAGGAAGGAUAUUAUUAAACCAGGGAGGAGUCAGAAAAGAUUUGCAAGUAUGUUGCCAAGAAUGGAGGCAUUGAGAUAUAAAAAUAGAUUGUAAAGGCUGGGACUUCUUUCACUGGAGUAUAGGUUACAAAGGGGUGACUUUACAGAGGUACAUAAAAUCACGAGGGCCAUAGAUAAGGUAGUGACAAGGAUCUUUUCCCUAGGGUGGGGGAGUGCAAAACUAGGAGAUAUAUUUCUAAAGUGAGAGGAGAAAAAAGUACAAAGAGCAUGAGAGGAAACAUAAUUUUACGCAAAGAGUGGUUUGUGUGUGGAAUGAACUGCCAGAAAAAGUGCAGGUUGCAGUUACAAUAUUUAAAAUACAUUUGGUAAGUUCAAGAACAGGAAAGGUUUGGACAGAUAUGAGCCAAGUACAGGCAGCAGAACUAGUUUAGUUUGGGAACAUAGUUGGCAUGGACUGGUUGGGCUGAAUGCUGUAUGACUGUAUGACUGGCUUACAAAAUAUUGUACAAAGUCAAAAUCCAUGUCCACUGUGUGCCACUUGACAUAAGUUUCUACAGUGUCCCAUUUAUACUGGAAUUAUGCGUUUGUGUCAAUGAAACAAAUAAUAAAUGAUGGGGUUUUGAAACUUGGAAUUAUUUAGUCUAAGUGACUCUUAGAAAAUCAAUUCUUACCAUUGGAUUCCAGAAUGACCUCUGUAACAGAGAUUAGCACCAGAUUACUGAUGUGAAACAAAGAAUUUAGUAUAAUGGGAUUCAUGACAAGCAUAAUGUUGGAACUCAACACACAAUUCUGACAUCAGUAAGAGAGACGACGUCGGACUAGGUUGAGUAUCUGAAGAGAGAGGUCUUAGACAUUAGGCUAGAAAGCUGUAUAUGAGAACCUUCAACAGGUGUAAAUGGAGAGUAUCAAAGAGUUGAACAGCCUUUCUUAGAGAUAAGGAGCAAGCAGCAUCUGGACCAGUGUAUGCGCUGACACCCUCAGCCUGAGGCUUUCUAUACUGAUAUCUCAAUGCGGGUAGCAAUAUUGGCCUAAAGCACAUGAUAAACUAGGCUUUCGGUGCACACUGUUAGUGUACAAAGUGAAUUGGACUUUUCUUCAGCAACAAACCUUGGUAGUUAGGAUUCGUAUCAGACUGUGUUGAUUCAAACUACAUGAGACCUCAUUGGUGGCAGCAGUUUAAAUAGACCGUACAAGGAAGUGUCCAGUCCUGCUCAGAAAGAUUGUAAAUAUGAAAUUAGUUACAGCCCUUAAUUUUUUUUAAAAAAAUGAUAAACUAUUUAAUGUAUGCAUCUGGUUUCACAACAGAAUAUUAUUUCUCUCCCAGUAGACUGUGCAUGUCUUACUAUAUUACCAUCACAUAUGCUCCAGAGGAUUAGGAAGCACUUGGCGAUUGAAGUAAUUGGGUCUUUUAGAAAGAAAAAUGUCUUUCUGUACAAUCAUUUUGAAGACAUGCUGAUAGAUCUCAUUCUUAUCUGAACUGACCUGCUGAGCAUGCCAACAACUAUACUGUACAAAUCUGUAAAGCAAAAUUGAUUGUGCAUUUGUUCAUUAUUUUUAUUUUUACUAAUAUUUCUCAGGGU
Stegostoma tigrinum is the source of this 9105-nucleotide messenger RNA. RefSeq names its product calneuron 1 (gene caln1). The record is from RefSeq and is a predicted model, not a curated record. The transcript is spliced from 6 exons. Bases 488 to 1144 code for a protein of 218 amino acids. NCBI's taxonomy places the organism in Eukaryota, Metazoa, Chordata, Chondrichthyes, Orectolobiformes, Stegostomatidae. Gene Ontology annotation, molecular function: calcium ion binding.